Molecule: messenger RNA, 20009 nt
Organism: Styela clava
Lineage: Eukaryota; Metazoa; Chordata; Ascidiacea; Stolidobranchia; Styelidae
Product: MAM and LDL-receptor class A domain-containing protein 2-like
Cellular component (GO): membrane
Molecular function (GO): protein binding
Source: RefSeq, a predicted model, not a curated record
UAUUAUGAGAAUUGACAACACUCAAUCAUCCUUCCUUGCUAAAGCAAUCAUGCAAACUGUACCAAUGGGUGAAUCUGGACUAGCUUGUCAGAUGAAAUUUUACUUAUGGCUUGGUGGAACAGGUGAUGCUGGAGAAGUUGUCAUUCGAGUGUAUCCUGAUGCAAACAAUAACAACAAUUAUAGAGAUGUCUGGUUCAGAGUUGGAACUGAAGGAAAACUAUGGAGUGAGCAAUAUGCUCCCAUUGGCAAAAGACCUUCAGGAUUUAAGGUUGAGUUCAGGGGUAUUCCAUCACCCCUCGCUGUCGGCACCACAGAUAUAUCACUGGAUGACAUUGAGUUUAUCAAUUGUGAUCCUAAUUACCUUCCAUCAGAAAGAUAUGACUUGACUUGUACAUUUGAAGACGGCAUGUGUGGAUGGUAUCAAGAACAAGAUAAAGAUGAUUUUGAUUGGAUCUAUGGACAAGCUGUUGACAACUCUCUUAUCGUACACUCGGGAGCUGGAUAUGAUCACACUCUUGGACCGGAUGGAAACGGACAUUUUAUAUAUUUUGAUUCAUCACGAAGUAUGCCAGCUAAUGAUAAAGCACAAAUUAUCAGCUAUUCUCAACCAAAGUCAACAACUUCUGAUUCAAGGAUGUGUAUAGAAUGGUACUAUCAUAUGUUUGGGCCAAAUGUUGGAACUCUCAAUGUGUACAGGGUACUUACCAAAAAUGGUAAUAAAUGGAAAUUCUGGACUCGUAGUGGUUCCUCAGGAAAUCAAUGGGUGUACAAUUUCUUCUCGUUUAUAUCUAAUGAUGACUUCAGCCUGAUUUUUGAAGCUGUUAGAGGUGGUUUGGAUGGCGACAUUGCAUUAGAUGAUAUUACAGUUACACCAGGAGAUUGUGCAACAAUGGAUAAAUAUUGUGACUUUGAAGCUUCUUGUCAUUUCUCACAAACAUCAAAAGAUGAUGGAAAAGAUUGGAUUAAAACUAAAGGAACUAGGAAAAACCCAGAUACCGGUCCUUCUAUUGAUCAUACAAGACAAACAGAAGAUGGUGUAUACAUGCUUGCUAACUUAUUUUCUUACCAACCUGGAAUGAAAACAAUACAGUGGACACAAACAUAUCAACCUACAACGGGACCUUCUUGUGUAGCAUUCUGGUAUCAUAUGUAUGGGCAAGGAAUGGGUACAAUGAAUCUUUACACACAAAAAAAUGAGGAUAUGAGCACACAAUUACUUAUAUGGUCUGAGUCUGGCAACAAUGGUGAUGUUUGGAGGCAUGCUAAAGCUACAUUAUUUCCAACAGAUUACCCCUUCAAGCUUGUCUGGGAAGCUGUGAGAGGACCAACAGCAACAAGUGAUAUGGCUAUUGAUGAUAUUUCAUUUAUUGAUGGAGAAUGCCCUCCACCAGGCACUUGUGACUUUGAAAUCGAUAUGUGUUUCUGGGAGAAUGAGCCAGACAAUGAUAUGGAUUGGAUAUGGUCUGACUCUGUAACACCAAAUAGGUUUCCUGGUCCACCCAACGAUCAUACAACCAACUCACCACAAGGUCAUUUUGCGUAUGUUACUGGUAUAGUGAAUGGUUAUAGUAAAGCAAGAUUAGCAAGUGAAACACAUCCACCUACAUCUGGUGCAUGUAUGCGAUGGUGGUACCAUAUGACUGGAGCAUCUGUGGGAACACUCAAUGUCUAUGUGCAAGAUGCUAGUGAAAAUUUGAAUGAGCUUCAGGAAAGUGAAAGAAUAUAUCAAGAUUUUGGUGAUCAAGGAGACUUCUGGAUUACUUCUGCUCUGGGAAUUUAUUCUACAAAGAGUUGGAGAUUGGUUAUUGAAGCAAUUAAAUCGUCAUCAUUAGAUGUUGGAAGUAUUGCAAUUGAUGACAUCGUAUUGGAUCUCACCGCAUUUUGUAAUUCUACGAUUAAAACUACGACACCACCUAUCACCAGACCACCCACAGCGUCUCCGACACAGUGGGAUUGUGAUUUCGAAAACAGUGACUUCUGUACUUGGACAAAUAACAAUGGUGGAUCGGCUAGGUGGACAAUCAAUCAGGGAGAAACUCCUUCCACAAACACUGGACCAACAUCUGACCAUACAUUAUUAAGUUACACUGGACAUUACAUCUAUUUAGAAAGUAAUUCAUUAACUAAUGGAGAUUCUGCAAGAUUGAUCAGUAAUACUGUUACUGUUGGUCCUGAAGGGAGUUGCUUAAAAUUUUACCAUCACAUGUUUGGUGAAAACAUAGGAAGCCUAAAUGCUUACUCUCGGCCAUCAACUUCAUCUGGCCUUGGAACCAAAAUUUGGACCUAUUCAAAAUCUAAAGGACAAAAAUGGUAUCUUGCUAAAACAUACUUGGAUACACCUGGAUCAUAUGUUAUUACUAUUGAAGCUGUAAGAGGAAAUGGAGAGUUUGGAGAUAUUGCCAUUGAUGAUGUUUCCAUUCCGGAUGGCCUUUGCCCGACAACACCUGACGUUUGUGAUUUUGAAAAUGGUAACUGUGGCUACACUCAAGGUAACCAGGAUGACCAGGACUGGAUACUGACAUCCGGUGCUAGUUCAAGUACAAGCACUGGACCACAAGUUGGUGAUCAUACAUAUGGAACACCAAACGGACAUUACUACUUGGCAGAUGUUGAUUCCCAUCAGCCUAAUGACCUCGCGCGUAUGACAAGUAAGGUUUAUCCACCUACAUAUGGAAUGUGCCUUCAAUUCUGGUAUUACAUGUAUGGUGAUGCAAAUGACUUUGGAACCUUGAACGUUUACUUGAAAUCAGCGGGGCAACUUGGAAAGCCCAUUUUUUCAAUUUCUGAGCAGACUGGAGCUGAUUGGAGACAUGGUCGUGCAAAUAUUGAUUCUGCCCUUGACUACCAGAUCGUUUUCGAAAGUGUGCGUGGCUUAACUAUAAAUGGUGACAAAGCAAUCGACGAUAUUGAAUUCAUUGAUGGUGCUUGCCCAACUUUUGGAACUUGUGAUUUUGAGUUGGACUCUUGUGGAUGGUCUCAGGUUGAAAAAGAAGAUGACUUGGAUUGGAUAAGAGUAUCACAAAGUUUUUCGGGUCAGGGACCAGCUGGGGAUCACACAACAAGUCGAGGACAUUAUAUGGCAUUAGAUAUAACAGGACAGAAUAAAGAUGCACAGGGAAUGUUACUUUCAGAAGUGUUUCAACCAGUGGAUGGAUCAAAUGAUCAUUGUAUCUCUUUCUGGUGGUUCACAUCUGGACAUGGUCUUGGUUCGUUAUCAGUCUGGACUGAUGAUCACCAAAACAAUGUAGAUCAAAUAUGGGACAAUCUUGGAGCAAUAUCAAAUUACUGGGGAUAUGCUGAACUUGAAAUUACAACUAUUCCUGGUAUUUUCGGAGUUAUAAUUCAAGGACAAAAAGCAGGAUCAUCACCAACAGAUUUUGGUGUAUUUGCAAUUGAUGAUUUCAGAAGCACGCCAGGAGCAUGUAACUCAACAGCCCCUCCAACAACAUUCACAUGCUUAAAUUUGACAUUGGGUGGUCCAACCACGAUUCCGGUUGAUCAAAUGUGUGAUUUCCAAGAUCAGUGUAAGGAUGGCAGCGAUGAGGAUUUAUGUGGAUCAUGUAGGUUUGAAGAUGGUCCUUGUGGAUGGUACGACACGAGCACAGGACAAUAUAAAUGGGUUUUGACGAAAGCUGCCGAUGCUGGUGACAACGGUCCUGCAGGAGACGCUGACACUCAGACCAGUGAAGGACACUACUUUGCUGUGGAGCCAAGCACAGGCGGCAACAAUGCACCUGCUAGGCUCGAAACACCAAUCAUGCACAACUCUGCCGCUACUUGUGAGAUGGCAUUUGCAUUCCACAUGGCCGAAAAGUACAUUGGAUGGCAUUGCCCAGGUUGGGAAAUUGGUGAGUGCUUGGAUGGUACCUGCCAAGGAAGUUAUAUGGGAUGUUGUUGGGACUGGCUGGAAGCUACAUGCUACCCAUGUUGGGCACCUUGUGCGCCAGAUUCGAGAACAGCAGAAGAAUCAAAAUACAGCGAAAUACAUUCCCGAAAUAACACUUAUCACGUGGUUAGAGAUCCGAUAACGAAAGGUGCGACUGCAUAUGCCAAUCAAGAUGUCGGGGAGUUGUCAGUAUAUAUCCGACAAGGCAACCAGGAAUACAUGAUUUGGAAACUUCUACAACAAGACUUUGGAAAUGGCUGGCAUCUUGGAAGAUCUUUUAUUAACAGAAUACCUGGGGAUUUUGAAGUUCUCUUCUAUGCUACAAGGGCAAACGAUGUUCAAGGCAGUAUUGCUAUUGAUGAUGUCGUUUUCUUGAACUGUGAUCUUCCAGACUCAUCAGCAACAACUUGCAGCUCUGGGGAAUCGAAAUGUGAUAGAGGAGGAUGUGUCAGCAAUGAUAUGAAAUGUGAUUUUACUGACGACUGCGGCGACUUGACUGACGAACAACAAUGUGGUGGUUACACGCGAUGUGAUUUUGAACAAAAUCUUUGCCUGUUUACAGAAGAAAAGGUUACCGACGACAUUGAUUGGUACAGAAGACAGGCUCACGAAUCAAACGAUUUGAAUCCUGGUGAAACAAGCCCCAAUAGAGAUCACACAACUAAUACAGAUGCCGGAUUUUAUAUGACUGUUGAUGCAAAAAGACCAAAUAGAGCAGGGGAUCGUGCUAUACUGUAUGGCCCUGUCCUCGAGCCCACUACUGGCCGUAGUCGAUGUGGAUUUAUCUUUUAUCUUCAUAUGACUGAACAAACGAGAGGUGGAUUUAAAAUAUCGUACAGAACAGCAGUGGGAGGUCCACAUACAACUGUAUUUGAGCGUUUGGCAGCAACUUCUCCAACAUUUGACAGGUUCUACGUAAAUUUCGACAAUCUGAUUACCGAACGUUGGCAAAUAGUCAUCGAGGCUGUAGUCGGAACUGGAACUUCAGGCGACGUUACCAUUGAUGAUUUGGUCUUCCAGGACGGAAUACAAGUUGCCGAUGGCGCAGAACUCCCCAUCGGCUCUACGCCCGCACCUACACCCAGUCCAUGUCCUGGCGGGCAGUUUGCAUGUGACGACUCGACCUGUAUACUUGCUGAAUACGAGUGCGACUUUCUCGACCAAUGUCCCGAUUCCUCUGACGAAGCAAAUUGUGGAACAUGUGAUUUUGAACAAAACGAAUGUGGAUGGUAUGAUGUCAGUGAGGGUCAUUAUAAAUGGGCAAGAGAAGAUCCAUCUGUUGUUACCGAUCCAAAUGGUGCUCCAACAGACGCUGAUGGCAAUGCUAAUGGAAUGUUUAUGCACGUCGAUUCGGCGACUGGGACGUUAUUAGCUAUGGCACACAUGUUUUCACCAAGAUAUUCUGAAUCUUCAAUAAGCUGUCAAAUUAGUUUUUCAUAUUACAUGGGAGGGUCUGGUCCAGGAGGAGUUCUAAUACUUGGAGUGGGAGAUUAUGAUUCUAUCAUUGGUAGAGGCGGUGAAAUCAUUUUUGAACAAAACGGAGGAAACGGAAAAAGAUGGAACGAUGUUCGUCUUACUAUAGGCAACAGACCUGAUGGUUGGCGUCUCCGAUUUACUGGAUCACCAUGCAUCAGAAUAAAUCAAUGUAAUGACAUAUCAAUCGACAAUAUAGUGCUAGAGUACUGUAACAUCGGUGACAGCAUUCCCGAUGCUGACCAGGUUGAUUGUGAUUUUGAAGAUGGAACUUGUGGUUGGAUUAAUUAUAAACAUGAUGAUUUUGACUGGGUGAGAUGGGAUGGUUCAACAUCAAGUGUAACUGCAAAUACUGGCCCAACAUACGAUCAUACGCAAGGUCCAAAUGGUGGCGGAUAUUACAUGCUGGUGGAUGCAAGCUCAAGACUUCAGCCUGACAGGAGAGCUAUCUUGACGACUCUGAAUCAAACAGCGGUGGCAAGCGGUGCAUCUUGCAUUACAUUUUGGUAUCACAUGUUUGGACCAAGUAUAGGAUCAUUGAGAUUACUUAUAAAUAGAUAUGGAAAAACAGAUGGUUGGGCCCUGGUAUGGUCAAGAACUGGCACUCAACCGAACAGAUGGUUAUAUGGACAAUAUUACUCAUGGUUGGUGACUUAUGAUUAUCAACUUCGAUUUGAAGCAAUAAGAGGUGGAUUUGAUGGAGAUAUUGCAAUAGAUGAUAUUAAGAUCUUGUCUGGAGAUUGUCCUGUACCUGAAGGAGAGUGUGAUUUUGAAUCAAGCAUGUGCACUUGGGUAAAUGCUGAGGGAGAUUACAAUUGGUGGAGGGCCCCAGCUGAAACAGCUGGAAAAGCAAGACCAGCUUUUGAUCACACUACACAGUCACCAUCUGGACAUUAUGUCUGCAACAGUGCUUAUGACCACACUCCAGGCGAAACAGCACGUUUUGAAACUCGCAUCUUUCCACAAAGUGAUGCAUCUUGUGUAACAUUUUGGUAUCAUAUGGAUGGUACUGUUGAGGGAUCAGAUGUUGGUACUUUAAAUAUUUAUAUCAACUAUGCUGAUCAAGUUGGUAAACACAAGAUUUGGUCAAAAUCAGGAAAUCAGGGAUCACGUUGGCUGAUGGAUCGAGUGACUGUUAACAGUGGAUCAUCCUCCUUCUCAAUUUUGUUUGAAGCCAUUAUUGGUGAAUUCGCUACUCAAGAUAAAGCUGAAUCAAUUGCACUGGAUGAUAUCAAAAUAGUGGAUGGAGAAUGCCCCAGAAGAGGAUUUUGUGAUUUUGAAAACGAUCUAUGUGGAUGGUAUAACUCUUUAGCAGAAGGUGAUGAUUUUGAUUGGAUAUGGAACAGUGGGUCAACGCCGAGUUCAAAUACAGGACCUUCAACUGAUCAUACACUCGGUACAGGAGAAGGACAUUAUCUAUAUGUUGAAUCAACUUCAGUUAGCCUAGCUGGAAAGAAAGCAUGGCUUUCUUCUGAAAGAUAUGAACCAACAGUUGGCUCUUGCCUAAGUUUCUACUAUCAUAUGUAUGGAUCAGCCACAGGAACAUUGAAUGUCAUUUUGAAGACCGAAACAUUGUCUAUUACAACUUUUAGUGAUGAGGGUAACAAAGGCAAUGGCUGGAACUAUCAAGAAAUUGAUAUCGUCAUGACUGAUCCAUACAGAAUCCUAUUUGAAGUUAUCAAAGAUGUUGUUAUUGAUGCAUCUGACAUUGCAAUAGAUGAUGUCAGCUUCAUUGCUGGGGUUAAUUGUGCUGGACAAGUGUUGACAAGUGCUCCACCUAGUACUUUUGAACCUUAUCCAAGUACAAGUGAUGUUCCUGUUAAUUGUACUGUGGAAGUUGAUUUUUGUGAAUGGAAAGAUUCUGGUACAGGAGGAUUUACCUGGACACGGGAAACUGGUGUUGGAUCAGAUGGUUCUUUGAAUGGACUUGGUCCUGGAUACGAUCAUACAACACCUGCACAAAGUACAUCAAGAUAUGACUUUCAUCUCGAGUCAGCUGGAUUUGAAGAUGGCAAUACUUGUCAGAUUAACAUAAAUGGCAAAGAUUAUCAGAUGAAUGGUAGAGGACAUAGUGUGGUCAUUGUAGACAUGGUUUCAGAAACUUUUACUGCAACACUUUAUGAUACAUAUGGUUCAGCAAGUGAGGUUGACAGAAUGGUAGCAUAUCUCGAUCAAGUGCCUUAUGACUCUCUCAUUGCUAUAGCUGUCCAAGAUUCCAGUAUGGAUACUAAUUUUGAUGGUGAUGACAUUGCCUUUAUGGAAUCCCUAGGAGCCACUGGUCCAAGUUGUCCUACCCCAGGUUAUAGGGAAGCAUGGACAUUUGUAACCCAAAAAGUAAGACCCGGAACCCCAUUACCCCCUUGGGUAGAAUGCACGUAUCGUCCGAAAAAUAAUGGAAAAGCAAUUCAAGACACAGUUGCUAAAUUUGGUCAUUAUUUAUAUGCUAAUGGAGAAAAUGGGACAGAUUCUACAGCUACACUGGUCACAAAUCGUUACUUUGCCAGACCUUCAUUUGAAGGAUUCUGUAUGGAAUUUGCAUAUUACAUGUUUGGAUCAAAUGUUGGAACAUUAACUUUGUUUAGCAUAAAUGAAAAUACUGGUGAAAAAACUAAGGUAUGGAAAAGAUCUUCAAGUGCUGCAAAUGCUUGGAAUUAUAACCAACAUCAGUUCCGUAUGUACGAUCCAUAUCUUCUGGGGUUCGAAGCAACCCGAAAUAAUGGUUGGGUUGGAGAUAUUGCUAUAGAUGAUAUAACUUUCACACAAGGCUAUUGUCCAGAAAUUUCUGUUGGUGAAGGAUUAUGCACAUUUGAACACGGAUUUUGUGGUUAUUCUAGCGUUUCCUCAAUACAGGGCUAUUAUUGGGCCAGUGAGCAUUAUAUUGCUUCUGAUCCUAAUUUCAUUGGACCAUCAUAUGAUCACACAAUGGGUGAAGCAAAUGGUUUUUACAUGAUUGCCAGGAAUGCUGCAUCACAAGGACUGAAUACUUACUUGAUGUCUAAACCAUUGACAACCUCUCAAGAACUACAUUGCUCAUUUCCAUUUGAAUAUAAGGGUGAACUCUACCAUGAAUGCAUUGACAAUGGUGUCCCUGGUGAAGAAUGGUGCUCAACUACCCCAGUUUUUUCUGGAAGUUGGAUUUAUUGCUAUGAGACAAACACUGUUUUCACAACUGGCGGAACUGGAAAUUCACACCGAUGUGUCUUCCCAUUCACAUAUUUAGGAGUGACGUACCACACAUGUGCAAGAAAUGGAUAUAAUAAACCAUGGUGCUCAACAACAGCUGAAUAUGUUGGAUAUUGGGGCUACUGCCUUGGGGGGAACUGUGCAACUUUCUAUCACACGGAAUCCUUUGAAACAACUGGAGCUUUAAGAGUAUAUCAAAGAUUAGAAAAUUCUGUUGGAAUAAUAACAAACCAAUUGGCAUGGGAAUCAACAGUAGCUCAACCUGGAUGGACAUUUGGAUAUGCAGCAAUGUAUGCAACUGAUGCAACUUGGAGAGUUGUGUAUGAGACUGAAUCAGGAACUGGUGAAAAGGACUACAUUGCCCUUGAUGAUAUUGCUAUAUUUGAGUUUAAUUGUCCAAACCCUGGUAUUAAUGAUUUUGAAUAUGGACUCUGGGCGUUCAACAAUUUACCAUCACCAGCUGAUCAACUGGAUUGGUUGUGGGGCCAGGCUGCUACACCCACCACUUUUGAUAAACCAUCUACAGACCAUACCACAGGCACGUCUCAAGGACAUUAUGCUUAUAUGACAAUGACAUCUGCUUCUCCAAAUGACAAAGCAAUACUUACAUCAGAGAUGUUCGAUGUAUCUAGUUCUACAAAUGAAAGGUGUUUAUCUCUAUCCUACCAUAUCUAUGGAUCUGGAGUGGGUACUUUCAAUAUUUAUACAUUCACACAAGCUGGUGGACAGGACAGCACUCCUAUUUUCACUGUUGAUGGAUCAUAUGCUAAUGUAUGGGUGUCAGAUCAAAUCCCAUUUACUGUCAACGAAGACUUUAUGCUUUACUUUGAAGGGAAUGUAGCAGCUGUAGCAGGAGAAGGACAUAUAGCUAUUGAUGAUAUUGAAAUUAGUAUAGAUCCUUGUGUGGUGGGUGCAACUACCACUACAAGACCUUGGCUGACACAUCCAGAUCAACAACCAACUAAAGACGAUUGUGACUUCGAAAAAGGAUUCUGCUAUUAUGUUCGUGAUCCAACCGCUGAAUUACAGUGGCGUCGUACAACAGGGAAGACUGAUUCAACAUCUACAGGUCCUGGUGUCGAUCAUACUUUACAGUCAUCUGCAGGCUAUUAUGCUUACAUCGAUGCUUCUACUGGUUCAGAUGGAGAUGCGGCAAGGUUGAUAACGGAGAUGAUAACCCCAGAUCACAAUGGUGUGUGCAUGGAGUUUUGGUACUUUAUGUAUGGUCGAGAUGUUGGUCGACUAAAUCUUUAUUGGCAAGACCAAAUUUCAAGAGAAAUAAUUUGGACAAAGAUUGGUACACACGGACCUCAUUGGAAAUAUGGACAGGUUCAUGUGAAACGUUCACAUGAUCUGCAAUUAAUCAUUGAAGCUGUACGUGGAAUUUCAUGGGCUGGAGAUAUUGCUAUUGACGAUGUCAAAUUUGUGUAUGAUUUUUGUCCACCAUCACCAGAAUGUGACUUUGAAAAUGGAGAUGCUCUUUGCGGAUUCACUCAAGACAGUACUGAUUCAUUCGAAUGGAGUGUUGGUUCUGGAUCAACGGUUACUGACGGCACAGGACCAAGUUAUGAUCACACUUAUUUAACAGAAUUUGGCCAUUACAUGUACAUGGAUGCUUCAACCCCCUAUCUUUACGAGGGUGACAAAGCACGUAUUGAGAGUCCAUUCUUUCCAGCUACUGAUGCUGACUGUAUGACAUUUUAUUACCAUAUAACUGGGGAUCAUGUUGGUCAACUUAAUGUAUAUCACCGGGAAAAAGGAGGUGGCCUCAACUUUUUGUGGUCUGUUAAUGAAGACAUGAAUGAUCACUGGAGGCCAAUGCAACUUACAAUAUCUGCUGUAUCCUCAUUCCAAAUUGUGUUUGAAGGAGUUCUUGGAAAUGGGGAACAGGGUGACAUUGCCAUAGAUGACAUUGUUUUAUUGCCGGGAGCAUGUCAACCUCUUGGUUCUUGCAAUUUUGAAAAUGGAUAUUGUACAUGGGAAAAUUCUGAACACACUGAUGAUUUUGAUUGGAUGAGAGCAGCGGGAGAAACAAUGAGUGGAAACACUGGACCUACAGUUGACCACACUCUCCAAACACCACAUGGUGUCUAUCUUCUCAUGGAAGCAUCUACACCGCAAGUUGAAGGAGACAUGGCUAAAUUAUUCUCAAUUCGCUUUGAUAACUCUGUGCCUCGCUGUAUGCAGUUUUUCUAUCAUAUGAAGGGCCCUAAUGAAGACAGUAUGGGAACAAUGCAAGUUAUUCAACAUUGGAACAGUGAACAAACUUACAUACAAUGGCAAGAUGGCGCAAACUAUGGUGAUCAAUGGAUUGAAGCAAUGGUGCCUCUGCCAAACAAUGUUACUGACGACAAUCAAUAUAAUGUACAAAUUAAAGCUUUUAGAGGACCAAGUGCUUAUGGUGAUAUGGCUAUUGAUGACAUAUCAAUAUUUGAUGGAAACUGUCCAUAUGUGCCAACAAUACCGCCAGCAUGUGCUUACUUAUGUCAAAAUAGCGCUCUCUGUGUUGCAAGUUCGCAAAUUUGUGAUUUUACUCAAGACUGUCCCUCUGGUGAUGAUGAAUCUUCCUGCGAGUUUGAAUGUGACUUUGAUUCUGAUACUUGUUCAUGGAAUGAUGCAAGUAAUGGUGCAUUCAAAUGGGUUGCUGGCUCUGGUGCUUCUGCUUCAGAAAAUACAGGUCCGCCUGGAGAUCACACUAGUGGAACUGGUACAUACAUGUAUGUCGAUGCAUCUAGUGGAAUACAAGGUAGUCAGGCUCAUUUAGAAAGUGGCAUAAUUCAAGCAACAUCAGCCACCUGUGAAAUGAUAAUGUAUUAUCAUAUGAAUGGAGAUCAUAUUGGCACAUUACAAGUCAGUAAAAGGAUUGAUAAUGAAGAUAACAUCAUAUGGUCAAGAAUUGAUUCACAAGGAGAUCAGUGGAAUCAAGCUAUUGUAAGAAUUGGCAGAGUUUCAAGACCUUUCACUAUUGUGAUCAGUGCAACAAGAAGUUUUGAUGUGCUAGGUGAUAUUGCAAUUGAUGACAUCAUCUUCCAGAAUUGUGAAAUGCUACCUGCUCAACCUAGUUGCGCUGGCGGUGAAUUCCAAUGUGCAAAUGGUGCUUGUGUUCCUUCAUCAAGGAAAUGUGACUACACUGAUGACUGUGGCGAUUAUUCAGAUGAAACAGACUGUUUGAGUUAUCUUGGACGUUGCGAUUUUGAAGGAGGUUUGUGUGAUUGGCAACAAAUGUCUGAGACGGAUGAUUUCAAUUGGCUGAGAAUUAAUGGUUUCCGUUGCCGACCAGAAACCGGUCCAUGUGUAGAUCAUACUCGGGGUACAAGAGAUGGAUAUUCUCUUAUUGUUGAUUCAAGAAUCAAUAAAAGUGGUACAUUUGCUCGUCUAAUCAGUCCACCUGUGAUGGCAAAUUCUGAUUCAUGCAGCAUAAGGUUUUACUAUCAUAUGUAUGGAAGCAGUAUUAGAUCACUUAGGGUAUAUACUAGAACACAAUAUGGUGGACCAUUGGUUCAAGUCUGGUCAAAGAGUGGUUAUCAAGGUGACUUCUGGGAAAGAGCUGAUGCUAAUUUGGGAGCCACAGUAGGACAACCUUUUCAGGUCAUAAUUGAAGGACAAUCAUCCAAUGCUGAAUUUGGCGAUAUGGGAAUUGAUGAUGUUGUUUUUAGUCCACAAUGUGUUACAGGAUCCGAUCUACCACCUGGAACAACUAUAUUGCCAACUACCAUUGCACCAUGUCCUGAUGGUCAAUUCCAUUGUGGAAAUGAUGUCUGUGUUGAUUUACUCAAGUACUGUAAUGGUCAAAAAGAUUGUUCAGAUGAAAGAGAUGAGUUAUACUGUGGUGAUUGUGAUUUUGAAGGUGAUAUGUGUGGAUACAGAGAUGACAGUUCUGGUUUAUACCAAUGGUAUAGAGAUCAAGCAUCUUCUGCAGUUUCUCAAAAUACUGCUCCACCGAGUGACCACACACAGUUAUCUGCAUCUGGGUGGUAUGCCUAUCUUGCUCCAUCAACUGGCAACUUCAUGAACAAUGCUCAUUUAGUCAGUCCCCCACUAGCCAGAUCAAAAUCAACCUGUAAAUUAAAUUUCUGGUACUACAUAAAUUCUGCUGCUUCGAACCCCAAUGUGAGAAUGGCUUUGCUUCUUAUUACUGAAUCUGGAUCAUCGGAAAUAUGGUAUGUUACUGGCAACCAAGGAACAUCAUGGAAGUCUGCUUCUGUAAACAUUGGUGCUGUAGAACAUGGACAUCUAGUUAUAUUUGAAGCUUAUCGUGGGGAUUAUGAUGUCGCCGUUGGUGUGGAUGACAUAACUUUUACCGAUUGUAUUAUACCAAGUGGAAGUGGGAGUUGUCAAUUUGAUGAAUUUGGAUGCUCAAAUGGUAUUUGUGUACCUGAAGACAAUGCCUGUGAUUUCCAAGAUCAAUGUGGAGAUAUGAGUGAUGAAUUAUCAUGUCCUGAUUAUCUGGCUUGUGAUUUCUCAUCUUCGACGUGUGCAUGGGCUUUUGAUGCUACCAGUCAAUUCAGUCUUACGAGAGGUAGUUAUGUGAGUGGACCAUCUGAUCACACACCCUCAAGUCUUGUUACUGGCGAAACUGGGAGUUAUAUGUAUGUUGUGGCCUCAUCUGUAAAUACAAACCAGAUUUCUCGAUUAACUGGACCUGUCAUCAGGCCUGUUCAAAAUGGAGCUUGUAAAAUGCGAAUCUACAGAAACAUUUAUGGAUCAAAUAUAGGAAAAAUCAACAUAUAUAUUCGUACUGCUCUUACUGGACUCAACUACAUUUACUCAAUUACCGGAAGUGAUGUGACUACUGCAUGGAAAUUGGAAAAAAUAGCACUUGAUUCAAAUACAUACUUUGAACCUGUCAUUGAAGUGGAGAGGCAAGCUGGACUGUCAGGAGUGAUAUCGAUUGAUGACAUCAGUUUUUCAGCAAGUUGUGAUGUUGAUCCUAAUGCAAUAUUAGGAUGUGGAACUGGACAACUGGCUUGUACUGAUGGCACCUGCAUUGCAAUGGACAAAUUUUGUGAUUUUAAAAACGACUGCUCAGAUGGAUCAGAUGAAGCAUCAUGUCCUUCUUCAUGUUCAUUUGGAGACAAUGAUCAAUGCUUAUGGAGUAAUGUUGUUGGCAACCAACUGACCUGGAGACUUCAACAAGGUAUAAAUGGAAAUCCAGCAAGCGGCCUUGGACCUAAUACAGAUGGUUCUGGAAAUGGUCAAGGAUACUAUAUUAUACUGCCAAAACCAUCAGGUUCUACAUACAUUGGAUCAUCAAAUCGAUACCAAAGUGUUGUUUACAAUCAAGCAGGACAAAGUUGCAACUUGCAGUUCAAAUACUACAUGAAUGAAGACAUUGGCACACUUCGUGCUCUUAUAUCAUCUGGUAAUUCUGAACAACAAAUUUGGAGUCAAACAGGAGACAAAGGAAAUUUUUGGAAUUUGGUCACUGUACAGUUGCCUUCUUGCUCAAAAGAAUUCAAGAUCAUAUUUGAUGGAAAAAUAGAACAAUCUAUUCAAGGUGCCUUUGCAAUUGAUGACAUUAAUUUACUAAAUUGUGCUUACAGUGAAGCAACACCUGGAACUUGUACCGCUGGUCUAAAACAAUGUGACAGUGGACAUUGUGUUGAAUCUGAACAAUGGUGUGACUUUAGUUAUGACUGCUGUGAUGAAUCUGAUGAAAAUUCAUUUGAUUGUGCAAGUUAUUCUAGAUGUUCAUUCGAAAGAGAUUUCUGUGAUUGGAAAAAAGAGAGACAAAAUUCAGACUGGGUUGUUGGUCGAACACCAUCUGGAGAUCCUACAGCUGAUCAUACAACACUAUCGGGUGAAGGAAGUUAUAUGUACUUAGAUUCAUCUAUUAUGGCUGGUGGAGUUGCAUCAACAUUGUUCAGUUUUGUUUUCUACUCUCCAACUCAAGAUUGCUCAAUCAGGCUAUAUGAAUACAUGACAUUACCUGGUGCUCAGCAAUUGAAAAUAUAUGUACUUACAACUGCUGGAACAUAUGAAAGAAAUUCUAUCGUUCCAUCUGGAACAACCGGACAGUGGCGACGACAUGUUGUUUCUCUCAUGCCUGUCACAGGACCUUUCCAAGUCAUUUUGGAAGGAACUUUACAAGAUGAUACUACUGGUGUUAUAGCAGUUGAUGAUGUUUCAUUCAGUGAAGGUUGCUUACGAAGUUCCUCUCCCACUCCGCUACCAUUUGAGACCACUCUUCCAACCAAACCUCCAAUAACUGGAGGCCCUGGUCAUGCAUGUGAUUCAACUUACAACUUAAACUGUGGAACAUUGAAUGUUUGCUACAGCACGGCCCAGAAAUGUGAUUUUGUGUACCAUUGCCCCAAUGGUUAUGAUGAAGAUACAUGCCCAUCAUUCUAUGAUUUUGACACUGAAGAACAACUUCAUUAUGCAUGGCAGGAAUCAGUGGGAACUGAGCUUGAUGGCUUUAAUUGGCAACGUUCUGUUGCAAAGAAUGCUUUCUCUCAAUUCGGACCAGCAUUUGAUCAUACUUUAGGUGCCGAUACUGGUGGAUAUACAUAUGUUGUUAAAAUAUCAAGCAUUGCGGAAGAUGUUGCUCAAUUAAAUGGACCCACUUACCUGAUGGCUCAUUCCAGUUGCAAGUUUGAAUUUUGGUAUUAUCAAAGUGGCGAUGAUGUGAGAGACUUGGAUGUAAUUUUAUAUACUAACUCAGAAUAUCAUCCAAUGGCUAUUGUAAAAGGUGAUCAAGGAUCUUCAUGGAAAAGCAUGAGAUUAGAUAUUGGAAAAAGAACAGACCAAUACCAGAUUAUUAUUGCAAAAGUUGAUGAUGGUCAGUAUGAUGGAAGAACUGCGAUUGAUGACAUUGCUUUGGUUGACUGUGCAAUACCAACAUACACAAGAGACUGUGAUUCUUCUGAAUUUACAUGUUCGACCACGAAAGCAUGCAUAUCAAUAGCUGACUCAAAAUGUGAUGGUGUUGAUGAUUGUGGUGACAAUUCUGAUGAACAAUCCUGUUCAACAUCAAAGACAUGUGAUCUUGAAAAUGGACUUUGCAAUUGGACACAAGAAAAUUUAUGGGACGAUUUUGAUUGGAAUCUAUCAGAACAAAAACCCACUGAUACAGCAGAUACAGGUCCAUUGAGAGAUCAUACAACUGGUUUGCAAACUGGAAUAUUUGCUUACAUUGAUGCAUCUGCUCCCCAAUCAAAUGGAAACAGAGCAUGGCUUGUCAGCCCUGUUAUAUCAUCUGUCACAAUUAGUGCUGAAUGUCAGUUGAGAUUCUGGCGUUACAUGUUUGGAGCAGAUAUAUACAGACUCAGUGUCUAUGUAAGAACAUAUUCUAACGGAGGAUACGUGCAUUUGGAAGACUUCAUUGGUGAAGAAGUGGACGAGCUGUUGUGGUAUAAGACUAUUGUUCCACUUUACAGCACAUCAAAUUUCCAGGUCAUAAUUGAAGGAGUUGUUGGUAAAAACAUCCAAGGUGAUAUUGCCAUUGAUGACAUUUCACUUUCACCUUCUUGCACUGUUUUAACAUCAGCAACAUUGCCUGCACAUCCUGGUGGACCUGAGUAUCCUCCUGAAGCAACACCAGCACCCGCUUGUGAUGAAACAUUACAUUUUACUUGUCGGUCAUCAUCUGGAUCUUAUGCUGAAAAUUGCAUCGAUCUAGAAAAAGUGUGUGAUUUCCGAACAGAUUGUGCAGAUCAAUCGGAUGAAUCGGAUUGUGUGCAAGGUACGUGCGAUUUUGAAGAUCCCAAUUUAUGCGGAUGGGAAGUUGUACCAACAAGGUUAAAGGCAGGGACAACAUUUGAAUGGCAACGUGGUAGAGGAUCUGGCAUGGAUUCAUCUGAACAAGGUGUCAGACCUAGUGCUGAUAAAACAUCCGGCACUGCAACUGCUUACUAUUUAUAUGCUGAUAGCUCUCUAGCUUCAUUUGGAGAUUCAACUCAGAUUAUAUCGGCCAAUAUAUCCCAAUCUGGACCUCAGUGUGCUCUUCGAUUUUAUUCAUGGAUGACUGAUUAUUCUAUUGGAUCAUUACACAUUUUCUCUCAUCAUAUCAAUGAUGCGGGACAAAUUGUUGAACUCUGGAGCAAGAGUGGUAAACUAGGAAAUGACUGGACAUUAUCAGAAGCAUUUAUUGGAAGCAGAACUAACUUCAGGAUUAUCAUUGAAACAAGACGUGGAAACACUGGACAAAAAGAUAUUGCUAUAGAUGAUUUCUUGUUCAAGGAUUGUGCGCCACCACCAUAUUCUGAUCAGCCUUGUGGAUCAAAUGAGUUUACCUGCGCCAACAAAGUCUGUGUAUCAACUGAUUUAACUUGUGAUUUUGCUGAUAACUGUGGUGAUGCAACUGAUGAAUUGAAUGCAUUGUGUUAUCAGAAGGCUCCACGAUGCAACUUUGAAUUUGAUUUGUGCGGUUUCAAUCGUGAAGAAGAUUCUGAUAUCCAAUGGCAACUAAUAAAAGGUGGGGCAAUGUUGGAUGGAAGUACUGGUCCAUCAUUUGACCAUACAACAAGAUCACCUCAAGGGCAAUACCUGUUUGCAGACCCUUUCACUAGUGCUCAAGCAGAUUAUAAUGGAAAAGCAAGAUUAGGAACUCCAGGUCUUUUCAAUUCGGUAAAAAAUUCUGAUGGAUGUGUCGUCCGAUUUUACUACAACUUAAUGUCAGUCGAUUCUGGUGAAUUGCGAGUAUACACAAGAACGCAAUGGGAGCAAGAUCCGGAUCAAGGAUUGACUCAAAUGUGGUCAAGCACAAAUGGAGAAAUUGGUGAUUUUUGGCAGAGGCAAGAUGUGACGUUAUACUCAUCAACAAACUUCCAAGUGAUAUUUGAAGCUAUACACACAUCUGGUGGGUAUACUCCAUCAAUUGCAAUUGAUGACAUUAGUUUCUCAGAUCAAUGUUUGUUUGAUAUAUCUGGAUCACAUGGAACAGUUCCACCACCCGUCACACAAUCUCCAAUAUGCUCUGCUGGUUUGUAUCCAUGUGACAAUGGAAAUUGUUAUUCAUCAGCCCAAAGAUGUGAUUUUACUGAUACUUGUGGCGACAACACUGAUGAAAAAUUAUGUGGCACUACAUGUGAUUUCGAUGUUGAUCAAUGUGGUUGGACAAAUUCUGAAGGUGUCAGUCAAGAUUUUGAUUGGAUAAGACAAACUGGAAGUGAUGGUACAGGGCCUGAUAAUGAUCAUACAAGUGGCAAUGGAUAUUUCAUGGUUGUACCUACCGAUGAAUAUAAAGGACGAGGAGCAAAAGCACAUUUGGUUACUAACAUAUAUCAUGAUUCCUCCUCAAUAUGUUCAAUAUCUUUCUACUAUUCAAUAAAAGCAAUUUUAACGUCAACAAAUGUAGGAACGUUGCGUGUGUUACGAAAACUUUUUACGACUGGUGCUGGCGGUGUUGAUCAACUGUUUGAAACCAGUGUUCAAGGCGAUGAUUGGAAAUCUGCAACAGUAUCAGUUGGACACAGCAGGGAUUUUCAAGUAAUAUUUGAAGUUGAGAACGCAGAAGAUAAAUAUGGAUAUGUUGCUAUUGAUGAUGUACAAUUUAACAACUGUGCACCAAGUGGAAAUUCUGUCUGUUCAGGUGAUCAAUUCUCCUGCACAGAUGGAAAAUGUCUCCUCUAUGAUGAGGUUUGUGACUACAGAAAUGACUGCGAUGAUGGAAGUGAUGAAAAAUCGUGUGUUUUGUUACCUGGUGAUUGUACUUUUGAUUCUGCAGAAGUUUGGACUGAUUUAUCAUCUGGUUCUACCUCAGGAUGUCAAUAUAUUCAAUAUGAAAACAACAAUGGAGAUUGGCAGCUUUCUACAGGACUAAUCAGUGAUCCCUCAUCUAUUACCGAUGUUGCACCCACUGAUGAUCACACUCAAUAUGGAAAUAAUGGAAGAUUUGCCUAUGUCAAUGUAAAACAAUAUUACGCUGGUGACCUUAUGAGAUUUUCAACCUCUGCAAGCUUUGCUUCCAGUAUUGGUGUAUGCAAAUUGAGAUUUUGGUAUUUCAUGUCAGGAUCAACAGUUUCAACAAUACUCAGGGUGUAUGUUGUAGAACCUUCUGGAUCAAAACACAGAGUAAGCUCUCUUAUUGGAAAUGCAAGUCCGAAUAAUGAAUGGAACUAUGCACGAGUCGACGUUGGUAGUAAUACCGAUGGCUGGCAUGUUGAAUUUGAAGCAGAAGCAGGAGAUGGUGCACACGACCUUGGUGGUUAUAUUGCCUUGGAUGAUAUUACAUUCUCAGACCAAUGCUAUGGAGAGCAUGCAGUGGCAACCUGUACACCUCAAGAAAUAUCCUGCAAAGUAGGAGGACAAGAAUCAUGUAUUACAGCUAUUUGGCGGUGUGAUGGAUGGGUGGAUUGUGACAAUGGCAUAGAUGAACGUGGUUGUCCAACAAAACCACCAAACACAGGAACAACACCUGAUCAAAAUGUCGGAAACUGUAAAGAUAAUGAAUUUCGUUGUUCGGAUGACAGCUGUAUACCAAGUAUAUACAGAUGUGAUGGAGUUCGUGACUGCCCUAGGAAUGGUGAAGAUGAAAAUGGAUGUGAUUCCUCAUCAAACUGCCCUAGCGGGAAGUUCUAUUGUACGUCGACAUCAACUUGCCUGAGCUCUGAAAAACAAUGUGAUGGUGUAUUUGAUUGUGAAUCUCAGGCUGAUGAAAGUUUAUGCAAUGUCUGUCCUAAUAAUUACUGUGGUGAGGGAGGAACUUGUGGAUUAACAUCAAAUAAAGCUCCAAUAUGUACUUGCAAAAGUGGAUAUGUGGGAACCAGAUGCCAAACUAAUAGAGAACCCCCUGAAGGAACUGGUGGCUUAAGUGGAGGUGCAGUUGCUGGAAUAGUUCUUGGAUGUAUUGGUGGUAUUGCAGCUAUUGGCCUAAUUAUUAUAUUUGUUAUGAGAAGAGAUGGCAAUAUCAGGCGACAAGCUUUACUGGAUGAACAAAGUGGACAACGAACAUAUGACAACCCAUUGUUUUCUUCAAGUUCAUCUCCUUCAUCUGGUGGUGGCGGAGACUACAACUUACAAACUUUUGGUACUCCUACUACCCCUGGAGUAAUAGAAACGAGCAAAGGCUUUGAAAAUCCAUUAUUUGGAGAUGGCAGUGGUGACGCCACAGUUUAUGCUACUUUUGGUAGUUCAUCUGAAUCUAAAGCUUGAUUUUAAUUUCUGAUCUUUUGUAUAUAAAUUAUUGAAUUCCUAUUUUUGUUCCAGAAGUCAACUAAUUUUAGAAAUCUUAAUGCAUUUUUAAUUUUGUUAUUAGUUUCAAAAAAAUAUGUUCCAUUUUUCUGUUUUAUGUUACAUUUAAAAUUUAACCUGCUCACUCAUUUUAUUUGUGGAUCUUAUUCCGUCGUCCAUUAAUUUUCAGCCAUCAAAAUGUGCAAUUUUAUUGAAUUUCAGUUCAUCAGUGUUCUUUUAAAUUUUCUUUUUCUUUGAAAUGCCAACUAAUUUUAUGUUCUUCAAAAUCUGUGCAAUUUAAUGAAUAUUUUGUUGACUUUUUUGAUUUAUCAUUAACUGAAAUAAAAUACUGUGA